Molecule: messenger RNA, 2301 nt
Organism: Pan troglodytes (chimpanzee)
Lineage: Eukaryota; Metazoa; Chordata; Mammalia; Primates; Hominidae
Product: trinucleotide repeat-containing gene 18 protein-like
Exons: 10
Coding region: 1-2301 (766 amino acids)
Source: RefSeq, a predicted model, not a curated record
AUGGAUCCUCUCUGCUGCUUCCUCCUCCAGAAGAAGAAAAGGAAAGAGGCCGUGCCAGGAGCUGGGCUGCCGCCACCCCAAGCUCCCGCCUUGCCCUCUGAGGCCAGGGCUCCUCACGGCAUCUCCCUGACUGCUGCCAGAAGGAGCAAAGCCAAGGCCAAAGGAAAGGAGGUGAAGAAGCAGAACCGCAGCAAGGGGGGCGCUGUGAGCAAGCUGAUGGAGAGCAUGGCAGCCGAGGAGGACUUUGAACCCAACCAAGACUCGAGCUUCUCUGAGGACGAGCACCUGCCGCGUGGCGGGGCUGUGGAGCGGCUGCUGACCCUGGACAUCUGGGGCCAGGCCGGGGAGGGGGCUGGGAGGAGAGGGGCUGGCCACGGCACCCUGUGCGUGCCCACUGGUACACACAGGUCUGCACGGGCUGGGCACGUGCAGACCGUGCACUCGCCAGACAUAUACCGCGUGGUGGUGGAGGGUGAGCGUGGGAACCGGCCCCACAUCUACUGUCUGGAGCAGUUGCUGCAGGAGGUAAUCAUCGAUGUGAGGCCAGCUGCCACUCGCUUCUUGCCACAAGGGACCAGGAUUGCAGCCUACUGGAGCCAGCAUGUGCGGUGCACCUCCCCUCCUCCCACAGGGUUACUGGACCUGGAGGAGGAUGGGGACUUGACCACCGUGGAGUUUGACAACGGAGACACGGGCAGGAUCCCCCUCUCACAUAUCCGCCUCCUGCCCCCUGACUAUAAGAUCCAAUGUGCUGAGCCAUCCCCGGCCCUCCUGGUGCCAAGUGCCAAGCGCCGCAGCCGGAAGACCAGCAAAGACACUGGGGAGGGCAAAGAUGGUGGCACGGCUGGGUCGGAGGAGCCAGGAGCCAAGGCCCGUGGGAGUGGGUGGAAACCCAGUGCCAAGGCCAGGGGUGACAGAGCUGCUACCCUGGAGGAAGGGAACCCAACAGACGAAGUCCCCAGUACCCCCCUAGCCCUGGAGCCGAGCAGCACCCCAGGUUCCAAGAAGAGCCCCCCAGAGCCUGUGGACAAGCGAGCCAAGGCCCCCAAGGUGCGCCGGGCACUGCCGCAGCCCAGUCCCGCACCACCCGCCUUCACCAGCUGCCCAGCACCCGAGCCAUUUGUGGAGCUGCCAGCUCCUGCCACCACCCUGGCCCCAGCACCCCUCAUCACCAUGCCUGCCACACGCCCCAAGCCCAAGAAGGCACGGGCAGCCGAGGAGUCGGGUGCCAAGGGCCCUCGGAGGCCGGGGGAGGAGGCCGAGCUGCUUGUCAAACUGGAUCACGAGUGUGUCAUGUCACCCAAAAGCAAGAAGGCUAAAGAGGCCCUGCUGCUCCGGGAGGAUCCGGGGGCGGGGGGCUGGCAGGAGCCCAAGAGCCUCCUGAGCCUGGGCAGCUAUCGCCCGGCGGCCGGCAGCAGCGAGCCCAAGGCACCCUGGCCCAAGGCCACCGACCGGGACCUCGCCCAGGAACCCGGGCCGGGGCUUACUUUCGAGGACUCUGGGAACCCCAGGAGCCCGGACAAGGCCCAGGCUGAGCAGGACGGGGCCGAAGAGUCCGAGAGCAGCAGCAGCGGCGGCAGCAGCGGCAGCAGCGGCUCGGAGACAGAAGGGGAGGAGGAAGGCGACAAGAACGGGGACGGGGGCUGCGGCGCCGGGGGCCGUGGCGCCGGGGGCCGUAACUGCAGCGCUGCCAGCUCCAGGGCGGCCUCACCGGCCUCCUCCUCCUCCUCCUCCUCCUCCUCCUCUUCCUCUUCGUCUUCCUCCUCUUCCUCCUCCUCCUCUUCCUCAUCCUCAUCCUCCUCCUCCUCCUCUUCCUCUUCUUCUUCCUCCACCACAGAUGAGGACUCUUCCUGCAGCUCGGAAGAUGAGGCAGCCCCCGACCCCACGGCUGGCCCUUCUGCGCAGGCGGCGCUCCCCACCAAGGCCACCAAGCAGGCCGGCAAGGUGCGGCCCUCGGCCCACUCCCCAGGCAAGAAGACGCCCGCGCCCCAGCCCCAGGCGCCUCCUCCGCAGCCCACACAGCCUCUGCAGCCCAAGGCUCAGGCCAGGGCCAAAAGCCGACCCAAGAAGAGAGAGGGCGUCCACCUCCCCACCACCAAGGAGCUGGCCAAGUGGCAGCGCCUGCCGUCCGUGGAGAACCGGCCCAAGAUUGCCGCCUUCCUGCCAGCCUGGCAGCUCUGGAAGUGGUUCGGCAAGCCCACCCAGGUGAGCAAGCUCGCGCCCGGGCACGGCCGAGGGGCCGGGGGCCUUGUCUCUCUCUGCUGGGCCCACGGCUUCACGCCGUGUCUCCGCGUGUGGUAA